Oikopleura dioica is the source of this 852-nucleotide messenger RNA. Lineage: Eukaryota; Metazoa; Chordata; Appendicularia; Copelata; Oikopleuridae. The record is from the annotation of a GenBank genome assembly.
AUGGGUAUCGAUGCGACCAUUGACGACUCCGCAACCUUCAAGAUGGACGAAGCUCUUUCCUCCAAAAUCUUCUGUUCAGUUUGCACGUUCAUUCUGGAGGACCCUGUUUCGCUCGUUUGUUGCGGAGCCCACCUGUGCUCCAAAUGCUGCGACGAUGUUCGACGAAGUCAGUAUCCGAACUGCCCGCUUUGCCGAAAAGCUUACUUCAUGUCGACAAAAGGGUAUUUGAUGGCGAGCGUAUUGAGCACUGUGCGGCUCGUGUGCGAGAAUGCCGACUGCCGGGCUUCUGUUCCUUACGACGAAUACGAGGCUCACAAGAAGAGUUGCCAGGAAUGGGCAGAAAAGGAAUGUCCAGAAUGCAAAAAGGCGACUUCAGUGAAGAAGUCCCACGAGCAUUUGGCGUGCUUGGAAACGCUGGCGACUAAGCUCACUGCGGCGGAGGAGCAGAUCAGAGAAUUGAAAAAAGAGAUCGAAGAAAUGAAGGAGGAGCAGCCAAGAAGAUCAAAAAGAAUAAAGAUUGAACCAGGGACUAUUUACGAGAGAAAACUCUUUCCGAAGCUUCAUAGUGAUGAAAAGAUAGAGGUCGCCGAGAAUGGAUGGAGUCUCAGGUUCAAAGGGAGUGGAAAUCGCAGACGUCCUUAUCGUCUCUGGAUCUGGACAAAUGAUGGCGCAGUACGGUUCAAAGCGGUGGCGGAGGAAAUUAAUAUCGACAAUGGAGACGAAAAGAGCAGUUCAACGAUCAAAAGUGAGGCUGAUGGUCCAUACAAAGAAGGAAUCAUGUUCAAAUGCACCGAAUACUUUUGCUUUAAGUCUUCUUCGAGAAAUUGCAGGAAAAACGUUCAUAAAGGAUAA